UCUAGCUCUAAAAACUACAUAGAAACACCUCUCAUUUACUCAGAUUUGAACUAGCUGGACGGAUAAUCAUGGAUUUAAUCUGAAUCAAUUUAGUGGGCUAACAGGAGCUGAGAGCUACAGCAGAUAGAAUGAGUUGGGGAGCACUAUAUGCCCAGCUGGGAGGGGUGAAUAAACACUCUACCAGCUUGGGCAAGAUCUGGCUGUCUGUCCUCUUCAUCUUUCGCAUUUGCAUCCUUGUAAUAGCUGCUGAGACAGUCUGGGGGGAUGAGCAGUCUGAUUUCAUCUGUAACACACAACAGCCAGGCUGCAAAAACGUGUGUUACGACCACUUCUUUCCUGUCUCACACAUCCGUUUCUGGUGCUUGCAGCUCAUCUUUGUGUCCACACCAGCUUUGAUGGUGGCUAUGCAUGUGGCAUAUCGCAAGCGCAAUGUAAAGAAAGGCCUUAUGGCCAACCGUGGUGACACUGUUAAAGAGGAUGACCUGGAGAGCCUGAAGAAGAGACGUCUUCCCAUCAAUGGCCCGCUUUGGUGGACCUAUACCUGUAGCCUGUUCUUCCGGCUCCUUUUUGAGGCAGGAUUCAUGUAUGCCCUUUAUUAUGUCUAUGAUGGGUUUCAGAUGCAACGCCUUGUGAAGUGUGAGCAGUGGCCCUGUCCCAAUAAAGUUGACUGCUUUAUCUCACGGCCAACUGAGAAGACAGUCUUCACCAUUUUCAUGGUGGGAUCUUCUGCCAUCUGUAUUGUGCUCAAUAUGGCUGAGCUGGCCUACCUGAUUGUGAAAGCAUUGAUGAGGUGCUCAGCCAGAGUCAAGGUGCGGCGCUCCUUUAUACACCAAGAUAAAAUAUCUUCAGAAAAUGCACUCUUACAGAACCAGAAGAAUGCGAGAUUGCUGUCAUCAGUUUCAGACUCCUCAAGCAAUAAGACUGCAUAAGAUCAUCCCUGCUACAUCCAGUGACUUAAUUCUACCAACAUGGAUGAUAAUAGGCUUGUAGAAUUUUGACAGUGUUUAAAAGCAUGUGCUUUAUAGCUUGUGUUUAUAGGUGAGAACACAUGGCAUUUGCAAACUUUAGAGCAAGUGUCAGGCAUUGUUCAUCACCAAGAUGACAUUCCUCCCCUAAGCCAAAGAAUGAUUAGUGUGUUUUGCACAAGUUGGAAAUGGCAAUGCUAAGUUUUGUAGUUUAAAAAAAAAAAGGUGUGUGUGUGCGUGUGUGUGUGUGUGUGUGUGUGUGUGUGUGGUGGCAUUAGAAAUGUCCUGCAGUGACUCCUGGUGGUCACAA
This is a messenger RNA of Myxocyprinus asiaticus (Chinese sucker), 1275 nucleotides long. It is a transcript of the gene gjb8, whose product is annotated as gap junction protein beta 8. Gene Ontology annotation, biological process: cell communication. Gene Ontology annotation, cellular component: connexin complex. The record is from RefSeq and is a predicted model, not a curated record. NCBI's taxonomy places the organism in Eukaryota, Metazoa, Chordata, Actinopteri, Cypriniformes, Catostomidae. The coding region runs from base 129 to 929 and encodes 266 amino acids. The transcript is spliced from 2 exons.